AUGGAAGUUGUCCAAUUUUUUUCCAAUAGCCUUUUUGUUAUUGACACGACUUUACAACUUUGCUUCGACUUUAUAACCACGGCAACUCUAUUCGCCUUACCAUCAAUUCGCGGAAUAUUUCAAGCUCUUUCAUCCACUGUCAUUUUUUAUUUGUCUUUCUGGUUAAGUUUCUUUCCGUUUUCAUUUAGCGUGUUGUCAUUCUACUUUCAAUCAUUUUUUCUUUCUUUUUCUGGCAUUACGGCUUUCUCUUUCAUUCUCUUUUUAUCCGAUCACCUUCUUUCUUAUCUUUCUUUCUUUCUUUCUUUCUUUCUUUCUUUCUUUCUUAAUCUUCCAAUUCUUCUACUUUUCUUUCGAUUUCCACCUAUUUUUGUAUUCGUCAUUCAUUCUCGUUUUUCUUACUUUUUUCUUUUGUUUCUAGUUUUUUUUAGCUCUUGUCAUUUCUUUUUUCUUUCUUUCUUUCUUUCUUUCUUUCUUUCUUUCUUUCUUACUCCGAUGUCUAGGUUUCUUUUCACGAGCUUCAUUAAUAUAGCCAUUCUUUUUCUUUUAUUAUAUUUAAAUUGCUUCUUUCUCCAUUUUCAAUAUCCUUUUAUGCCCACCUUUCCAUCGUUUUUUGAUUUCUUUCAUUCUUUUCCCAAUUUAAUAUUUACUUAUUUUCUUUUUUCUUAUUUCGUUUUUUCCUUCAUUCUCUAUUUCUCACAAUGUUUUUCCUUUCUUCAAUAUCUUUCCAUUUGCUUCAUUUUCUAUCCUGUUGAAUUCUUCUUCUUCUUCUUCUUCUUCUUCUUCUUCUCUGCCUCCUUUUUUUUUCUUUUUAUUUUCCUGGUUCUUCUUAUCUUCUUAUUUUUCUUCUUCUUUUACUUCUUUUUCUUCUUCACAUCCUCCUCCUCCUUUUUUCUUCUUUUUCUUUUCUUCUUUUUUUUUCUUCUUUUUCUUGUUCUUCGUUUCUUGUUCUUAUUUUUCUUCUUCUUUUCUUUCUUUUUCUUCUUCACAUCCACCUCUCCCUUCUUUUUUCUUCUUUUUCUUUUUUCUUCGUCUUCUUCUACUUCUUCUUCUUUUCUUUUCUUAUUUUUCAUCAUCUUUUCCUCCUUUUUCUUCACAUCCGCCUCCUUCUUUUUUCUUCUUUUUUCUCCUCCUCCUCCUCCUCCUUCUUCACUAUUCUUCCUUUUUCCCUUCUUCCACUUAACUCCUUCUUGUUGUUCGUCUUUUACUUUUUCUUCCUUUUCUUCUUCUUUAUCUUUUCUUUAUACUUCUUUUCUUCUUCUUCUUCACAUCUUCCACCACCCCCUUCUCCUGCUCCUACUUCUUUCACUUCUUUUUUUUCUUAUUUCCCUUUUUCUUCUUUUCUUGCUUUCGUUCUUCUUCUUCUUCUUCUUCUUCUUUACUGUAAUCUAUCUAUCUAUCUAUCUAUAUAUCUAUCUAUCUAUCUAUCUAUUACAAUUAUCUACUCUAUCUAAUAUUAGUGCUACCGUUCUUCUUGGACAUCUAUCCAACAAGAACAAAAAAGACAAAAGUCUAAUCCUAUCUAUCUAUCUAUCUAUCUAUCUAUCUAUCUAUCUAUCUAUCUUGUUCAACAUGAAAAUUGCCGGAUCAAUUAGACAUAUUGCAAUGACACGAGCAAAUGAUUCCCGCAUACACUCUAUCCAAAAAAAGAAAUCUCUUGUUCUAUCUAUAUAUCUGAUUUUUAAGAUCAAUGUCAUCCUAUUAAUAUCUAUCUAUCUAUCUAUCUAUCUAUCUAUCUAUCUCUUCAUCUAUCCAACAGUGUUUUCAUCUAUCUAUCUAUCUAUCUAUCUAUCUAUCUAUCUAUCUAUCUACGUUUACGAGAAGAACUGCGGGAUCGGAGAAACGGUUCGCGUUCUCGCUCGAACGAGCGGCGGUGCCACGCUGCUUCCGCGCGAUAAUGACCUUUCUUUUCGUUCCGCUGGAGCCUGCCCUGUCGGUUGUGAUUCGUGGCUACGGGGCGGCUGCAAUUGUUGGGGUCUGCGUCAGUGGCGCUCGUCUUCGCCCCACGCAUCCUCUUCGGCUGCUGUCGCUUCGCACGUGGAAGCGUCCGCGUACGGGUCACCCGAUUUGACAUUCGCGACAGGCGGGAUUUUGCCGUCUCCGUCUGAUUUCGACCACCGCAUUAAGCUAAUUAUAUCUAUCUAUCUAUCUAUCUAUCUAUCUAUCUAUCUAUCUAUCUAUCUAUGUAUUUAG
Molecule: messenger RNA, 2190 nt
Organism: Acanthosepion pharaonis
Lineage: Eukaryota; Metazoa; Mollusca; Cephalopoda; Sepiida; Sepiidae
Source: the annotation of a GenBank genome assembly